GGAAGUGCGUGGCCGCCCGGGGCCAUGGCGGCACUCAGCUUCGUCUUCCUGCUGCUGGGUGCAGCGUCCUGGCCUCCGGCUUCUGCCUCCGGCCAGGAGUUCUGGCCCGGACAGUCGGCGGCCGACAUUCUAUCGGGGGCGGCUUCCCGCAGACGGUAUCUUCUGUAUGACGUCAACCCCCCGGAAGGCUUCAACCUGCGCAGGGAUGUCUAUAUUCGAAUCGCCUCUCUCCUGAAGACUCUGCUGAAGACGGAGGAGUGGGUGCUUGUCCUGCCUCCGUGGGGCCGCCUCUAUCACUGGCAGAGUCCUGACAUCCACCAGGUCCGGAUUCCCUGGUCUGAGUUUUUUGAUCUUCCGAGUCUCAAUAAAAACAUCCCCGUCAUCGAGUAUGAGCAGUUCAUCGCAGAGUCUGGUGGGCCCUUCAUUGACCAGGUUUACGUCCUACAAAGUUAUGCAGAGGGGUGGAAAGAAGGGACCUGGGAAGAGAAGGUGGACGAGCGGCCGUGUAUCGAUCAGCUCCUGUACUCCCAGGACAAGCACGAGUACUACAGGUGCCUGCUGAGGCUGCUCCCCCUGCCGCAGGCAGGUCCCCUUUGUGCUGAGGCCUCGAGAAUGGGCUGUGAUGAACACCUGGCUGAGACCACGUGCCUUUUUCCCUGUGUCUUUUCACGCAUUGGAUGUUGCCACAGGGAUGGAGGUCUUGUCAGUCCCAAGUGUCGAUUGCCAUUAAAGGCUCGGACACUGCCAGGACUCCCGUGGAAAAGCUGUCAGUUAACAGCCUCCAUGUGUCCAGUGCCAGGGCAGCUGGCUCUAAAACAUGGCAGAGGAUGGUUUUGGGGUUAUGAGGAGACCAGGGGUCUAAACGUCUCCUGUCUGUCCGUCCAGGGCUCAGCCUCCAUCGUGGCGCCCCUGCUUCUGAGAAACACAUCAGCCCGGUCCGUGAUGUUAGACAGAGCCGAGAACCUACUUCAUGACCACUAUGGAGGGAAAGAAUACUGGGAUACCCGUCGCAGCAUGGUGUUUGCCAGGCACCUGCGGGAGGUGGGAGACGAGUUCAGGAGCAGACACCUCAACUCCACGGACGACGCAGACAGGAUCCCCUUCCAGGAGGACUGGACGAAGAUGAAGGUCAAGCUGGGCUCAGCGCUAGGGGGCCCCUACCUGGGAGUCCACCUGAGAAGAAAAGAUUUUAUCUGGGGUCACAGAGAGGAUGUGCCCAGUCUGGAAGGGGCCGUGAGGAAGAUCCGCAGCCUCAUGAAGACCCACCAGCUGGACAAGGUGUUUGUGGCCACAGAUGCCGUCAGAAAGGAAUAUGAAGAGCUAAAAAAGCUGUUACCCGAGAUGGUGAGGUUUGAACCCACGUGGGAGGAGCUGGAGCUCUACAAGGACGGAGGCGUUGCGAUUAUUGACCAGUGGAUCUGCUCACAUGCCAGGUUUUUCAUCGGCACCUCAGUCUCAACAUUUUCUUUUCGGAUUCAUGAGGAAAGAGAAAUCCUGGGAUUGGACCCCAAGACGACGUACAACAGGUUCUGCGGAGACCAAGAGAAGGCGUGUGAACAGCCCACCCACUGGAAGAUCACCUACUGAGAAGGCUCCUCCGGGGCCGCUCCCCGGACCCGACUGGCGCAGGUGGAUGCAGGUUCUGUCACCGUGGAGUCACCGUCUACUGCCAGCCAGGAGCUGGACGGACAGGACCGUCCCUCGCAGGGUCCCAGGCCCAGAAGAGGCCCCACGCAUCUAGAGGUGCAACGCGUCUAGAGCUGUGCUCCAUCCUCGGCGUUUCCAGCUGCCAUGGCUGAUGAAGAGGCUCCGCUGCUCUCGGGGGCGGCGGUUUUUUUCAGGCAGCGUCUGUGAACUCACAGCUCGGUUGCCAGCAGGGCCCGUGUGGUGACCCAGAAGCAGGAGUGUUUGUCAGGCUCCAGCUCCGGCCUUUCCAGCCACCUUUCAUGUCUUCAUAUUUUAAGCGCAUUGAGGAUAGGUGUAGGCGGGUGAGCUGCCCUCCGUCAGGUGGACAUGGGCUGACAUUUCCCUGGGAGCUGGUGGAAGGAGAAGCGUCAUUUUAAAUGUCUGCAGAGCGACCAGGGGCCUCAUGAAUCCCUCCGUUGCCUUCCACGCAGCAGGAGGCUGCCUGUGUGUUUCCUCCUGGGAUGUGUGCAGGGCAGACCUACACUGCAAAGGGAAGGGCCUGAGGCCUCAGGGAGCCCCGUGGAGGGAUGACAGUUCAGGCCCUACUGUUGGCACAGAGUGCUGGCAAGUUUUUCAGUGACGUCUCUGGGGCACUCAGUGGAUUGUCUAUAGGAAACUUGCAGCUCCGCUCCGCACACCAGGCCCGGCUGGCUGCCCCGCCCUCACCCCAACUGCCCGUCCCUCUCUCCGGCUGGCCGCCCCUCCCUCGCCCGGCUGGCUGCCCCGCCCUUGCCCUGACAGCCCUUCCCUCACGCCGGCUGGCAGGUGCACAUGGGGCCUCCGGGUCUACCAUUCGCUAUUGAGAACUAGAAAUGAGGAAGGACAGUUACACUAACUACAAAAGGCUGUCUAGGAUGAGCUGCUUUAUCAGGGAGCUCCUCGUACCCAUUUUACAGAAAUCAUUUUUAGGUCUUUGUGCCACCACCACGAGGGGCAUCUCCAAAGAGGGCAAUGCUGGACACAAUCCAUGGGAGGUGCAGCAGUGCCUCAGGGGUCCUCAGGGUCAGGGAGCCCCCCCCUUCGCCCUCUUGGCCCGUUACCCUUUGUGACUUCCCACCAUGGUGUCAUGUGACCCUCAGUCAGGCUGGUGGGGGCCGAGUCCUCACUGACCAGCCACUUUCCACAUCUGCUAGAGGAACAGUGACAUGGACACUUGUGGGACAGAGAUGACAGUGAGGAGGGACAGACAGCUCUUCCCUUCGGAGCCUGGCUAGUCUAGGACAUCACCUUGCUGUGUCUUCUCAAGCUUUUAAAAUUGACCCUGAAUGUGUGACAGGGUCCUAUGGUGUUACUCAAAGCUGUGCAGGGUAAAUGAUGACAUAUUUAUUCUUUUUCCAUUUGUUCUAGAAACAGUGCCUUUUUCAUCAGUUGCAUUUUCCAGGCUGAGAGCUGUAUAAAACAUUUUGGACUGUGACCAUGUACCUUCCUUUUUAAGAGAAAUAAACUGCUUUAUGGUAGCUGGUA
Symphalangus syndactylus (siamang) is the source of this 3150-nucleotide messenger RNA. RefSeq names its product protein O-fucosyltransferase 2 (gene POFUT2). Gene Ontology annotation, biological process: protein O-linked glycosylation via fucose. The record is from RefSeq and is a predicted model, not a curated record. Gene Ontology annotation, molecular function: peptide-O-fucosyltransferase activity. Lineage: Eukaryota; Metazoa; Chordata; Mammalia; Primates; Hylobatidae.